Messenger RNA from Coregonus sp. 'balchen', 3539 nucleotides. Lineage: Eukaryota; Metazoa; Chordata; Actinopteri; Salmoniformes; Salmonidae. The record is from the annotation of a GenBank genome assembly.
AUGUCACUGUGCUGUAAACCCUAUGUCACUGUGAUCCCCACUGAACGGCGUGUUGGGGCGCGACCUCUCUCUUCCAGGCUACCAGCUGUGUGACAACAGCGUCGGCGUGUUGUUUAACGACUGUACCAGGAUGAUCAUGUACGCUGACGGAGACAGUCUUCAGUACAUCGACAAGAUGGCCGCUGAGAGCUACCUCAGCGUCCGCUCCUACCCAGCUACGCUAUCCAAGAAGGUUAGCGAUCGCUGCUAGGGGUUCUCUAUGGCUGUGGCUAGCAUCAGGCUAACGUGCAGAUAGCGUUGGGAGAAUGUCCUUAGCCUCUGGUCAUCCCUCCCUAGAGCACGUUGUUGAAAGGGUUAGAACCUAGCUGACCUGUGACCCCUGACCUCUGCCCUCCCUAGAGCACGUUGUUGAAAGGGUUAGAACCUAGCUGACCUGUGACCCCUGACCUCUGCCCUCCCUAGAGCACGUUGUUGAAAGGGUUAGAACCUAGCUGACCUGUGACCCCUGACCUCUGCCCUCCCUAGAUCACGUUGUUGAAAGGGUUAGAACCUAGCUGACCUGUGACCCCUGACCUCUGCCCUCCCUAGAGCACGUUGUUGAAAGGGUUAGAACCUAGCUGACCUGUGACCCCUGACCUCUGCCCUCCCUAGAGCACGUUGUUGAAAGGGUUAGAACCUAGCUGACCUGUGACCCCUGACCUCUGCCCUCCCUAGAUCACGUUGUUGAAGUACUUCCGUAACUACAUGUCUGUUAAAGGGUUAGAACCUAGCUGACCUGUGACCCCUGACCUCUGCCCUCCCUAGAGCACGUUGUUGAAGUACUUCCGUAACUACAUGUCUGUUAAAGGGUUAGAACCUAGCUGACCUGUGACCCCUGACCUCUGCCCUCCCUAGAUCACGUUGUUGAAGUACUUCCGUAACUACAUGUCUGUUAAAGGGUUAGAACCUAGCUGACCUGUGACCCUGACCUCUGCCCUCCCUAGAUCACGUUGUUGAAGUACUUCCGUAACUACAUGUCUGUUAAAGGGUUAGAACCUAGCUGACCUGUGACCCCUGACCUCUGCCCUCCCUAGAUCACGUUGUUGAAGUACUUCCGUAACUACAUGUCUGUUAAAGGGUUAGAACCUAGCUGACCUGUGACCCCUGACCUCUGCCCUCCCUAGAGCACGUUGUUGAAAGGGUUAGAACCUAGCUGACCUGUGACCCCUGACCUCUGCCCUCCCUAGAGCACGUUGUUGAAAGGGUUAGAACCUAGCUGACCUGUGACCCCUGACCUCUGCCCUCCCUAGAGCACGUUGUUGAAAGGGUUAGAACCUAGCUGACCUGUGACCCCUGACCUCUGCCCUCCCUAGAGCACGUUGUUGAAAGGGUUAGAACCUAGCUGACCUGUGACCCCUGACCUCUGCCCUCCCUAGAGCACGUUGUUGAAAGGGUUAGAACCUAGCUGACCUGUGACCCCUGACCUCUGCCCUCCCUAGAUCACGUUGUUGAAAGGGUUAGAACCUAGCUGACCUGUGACCCCUGACCUCUGCCCUCCCUAGAUCACGUUGUUGAAAGGGUUAGAACCUAGCUGACCUGUGACCCCUGACCUCUGCCCUCCCUAGAGCACGUUGUUGAAAGGGUUAGAACCUAGCUGACCUGUGACCCCUGACCUCUGCCCUCCCUAGAUCACGUUGUUGAAGUACUUCCGUAACUACAUGUCUGUUAAAGGGUUAGAACCUAGCUGACCUGUGACCCCUGACCUCUGCCCUCCCUAGAGCACGUUGUUGAAGUACUUCCGUAACUACAUGUCUGUUAAAGGGUUAGAACCUAGCUGACCUGUGACCCCUGACCUCUGCCCUCCCUAGAUCACGUUGUUGAAGUACUUCCGUAACUACAUGUCUGUUAAAGGGUUAGAACCUAGCUGACCUGUGACCCCUGACCUCUGCCCUCCCUAGAUCACGUUGUUGAAGUACUUCCGUAACUACAUGUCUGUUAAAGGGUUAGAACCUAGCUGACCUGUGACCCCUGACCUCUGCCCUCCCUAGAGCACGUUGUUGAAAGGGUUAGAACCUAGCUGACCUGUGACCUCUGCCCUCCCUAGAGCACGUUGUUGAAAGGGUUAGAACCUAGCUGACCUGUGACCCCUGACCUCUGCCCUCCCUAGAGCACGUUGUUGAAAGGGUUAGAACCUAGCUGACCUGUGACCCCUGACCUCUGCCCUCCCUAGAGCACGUUGUUGAAAGGGUUAGAACCUAGCUGACCUGUGACCCCUGACCUCUGCCCUCCCUAGAGCACGUUGUUGAAAGGGUUAGAACCUAGCUGACCUGUGACCUCUGACCUCUGCCCUCCCUAGAGCACGUUGUUGAAAGGGUUAGAACCUAGCUGACCUGUGACCCCUGACCUCUGCCCUCCCUAGAGCACGUUUGUUGAAAGGGUUAGAACCUAGCUGACCUGUGACCCCUGACCUCUGCCCUCCCUAGAGCACGUUGUUGAAAGGGUUAGAACCUAGCUGACCUGUGACCCCUGACCUCUGCCCUCCCUAGAGCACGUUGUUGAAGUACUUCCGUAACUACAUGUCUGUUAAAGGGUUAGAACCUAGCUGACCUGUAACCCCUGACCUCUGCCCUCCCUAGAGCACGUUGUUGAAGUACUUCCGUAACUACAUGUCUGUUAAAGGGUUAGAACCUAGCUGACCUGUGACCCCUGACCUCUGCCCUCCCUAGAGCACGUUGUUGAAGUACUUCUUUAACUACAUGUCUGUUAAAGAGUUAGAACCUAGCUGACCUGUGACCCCUGACCUCUGCCCUCCCUAGAUCACGUUGUUGAAGUACUUCUUUAACUACAUGUCUGUUAAAGAGUUAGAACCUAGCUGACCUGUGACCCCUGACCUCUGCCCUCCCUAGAGCACGUUGUUGAAGUACUUCUUUAACUACAUGUCUGUUAAAGAGUUAGAACCUAGCUGACCUGUGACCCCUGACCUCUGCCCUCCCUAGAUCACGUUGUUGAAGUACUUCCGUAACUACAUGUCGGAGCACCUUCUGAAGGCGGGCGCCAACAUCACGCCUCGUGACGGAGACGAGCUGGCCCGCCUGCCCUACCUCAGCCACUGGUUCAGAACCAAGUCAGCCAUCGUCCUCCACCUCACCAACGGCACCGUGCAGAUCAACUUCUUCCAGGUUCUCCUCCUCCCCUCUCUCUCUCCCUCGCUCUGUCUCUCGCUCUGUCUCUCGCUCUGUCUCUCGCUCUGUCUCUCGCUCUGUCUCUCGCUCUGUCUCUCGCUCUGUCUCUCGCUCUCUCUGUCUCUCUCUCUCUCUCUCUCUACCCAGUGUGAGUUUAGUCUUAUCUAUGUCCCCUGUCUUCUAUAGGACCACACCAAGUUGAUCCUGUGUCCUCUGAUGGGUGCGGUGUCCUUCAUCGACGAGAAGAGAGAGUUCCGGACCUAUAAGAUGUCUCUGAUUGAGGAGUUUGGCUGCUGUAAGGAGCUGGCCAGCAGGAUGAGAUACGCUCGGCUGAUGGUGGAGAAACUGCUGGCCUGCAAGUCCUCCACGCCCCGCUAA